AUGGCUUUGAUAAGCUUGUUUGAAAUCUCCAUUGCUUUCUUUUGCUUUUUCCUCUUUCGAUAUUUUUUGAUCAUCAAGAAACCUCACCGUUUGUGUCCCACAAACUGGCCGUUCCUCGGUAUGAUUCCAGGUUUGCUCGUCGAAAUCCAUCGUGUUUACGACUUCGUAACCGAUAUUCUCGAGGUCACGAACUUAACUUAUCCUUGCAUAGGCCCGUGUUUUGCGGGCCUCGACAUGUUGGUCACGGUUGAUCCUGCUAACAUCCACCACAUCAUGAGCUCAAAUUUCUCAAAUUACCCGAAAGGACCCGAAUUCAAGAAGCUUUUCGACGUUUUGGGAGAUGGGAUUUUCAACGCGGAUUCGGAGUUGUGGAAGGAUCUCAGGAAAUCAGCUCAAAGCAUGAUGAUGAAUCCCGAGUUUCAAAGGUUUUCAUUAGCUACAAGCUUGAGUAAGCUAGAGAAAGGGCUUGUCCCACUUCUUGACCAUGUUGCUAACGAGAAACUCGUUGUGGACUUGGAAGAUGUUUUCUCAAGAUUCACGUUCGACACCACGUGUGUUCUAGCGACCGGGUAUGAUCCAGGUUGUCUCUCGGUUGAAAUGCCAGAAAUCGAGUUUGCAAGAGCUUUAGACGACGCAGAGGAAGCGAUAUUCUUCAGACAUAUCAAGCCGGAGAUCUUGUGGAAGAUGCAAAGCUUGAUUGGUUUAGGAGAUGAGAAGAAGAUGACGAAAGCUCGCGCGACUUUUGAUCGUGUUUGCUCCAAGUACAUUGCUUCAAAGAGAGAUGAGAUAAGCCGUGGGAUUAGCAAUGUUGAUUCUCCUUCUCAAGAUUUGCUAACGUCUUACAUGAAUUUGGACACGACCAAGUACAGGUUGUUGAAUCCAAGUGAUGAAAGAUUCCUCAGAGACACGAUCUUGACCUUCAUGUUGGCGGGUAGAGACACGACAGGCUCAGCACUCACUUGGUUCCUCUGGCUUCUAUGUAAGAACCAAGAUGCCAUAGCCAAGAUUCGUCAAGAAAUCAACGCAAAUCUGUUUGCAGAAACCAAGACUGAGCAUGCUUCUAACUCUGAUGAGGUUUCUGAUUCAUUCAAUCCCCAAGAGUUAAAGAAGUUGGUGUUUCUACAUGGUGCGAUUUGUGAGGCCCUCAGACUCUAUCCACCUGUUCCCUUCCAACACAAGUCUCCUACUAAAACUGACGUUCUUCCAAGCGGCCACAAAGUCGAUGCCAACUCGAAGAUUUUGUUCUGUCUCUACUCAUUAGGGAGAAUGAAAUCGGUUUGGGGAGAAGAUGCAUUGGAAUUUAAACCGGAGAGAUGGAUCUCUGAGAGUGGGAAGCCGGUACAUGAGCCGUCUUAUAAGUUCUUAUCAUUUAACGCCGGUCCAAGAACAUGUUUGGGAAAAGAAGUGGCUUUGAUGCAAAUGAAGAGUGUGGCUGUGAAAAUCAUACAAAACUAUGAGAUGAAGAUCGUUGAAGGGCAAACAAUCGAGCCAGCUCCUUCUGUUAUACUUCACAUGAAGCAUGGUUUUAAAGUCACCGUUUCUAAGAGAUGUUAGUUACUGUAGAUGCUUCAUUUGUCCUCUGACUCUCUAAGGAGUAUGGAAAUUUCAUGUCAGUUUGAAAGCGGUUUAUCCAAUAAAAUAAAUAUUCAAAAAACUUUAAUAUAA
Molecule: messenger RNA, 1665 nt
Organism: Eutrema salsugineum
Lineage: Eukaryota; Viridiplantae; Streptophyta; Magnoliopsida; Brassicales; Brassicaceae
Product: alkane hydroxylase MAH1
Exons: 1
Coding region: 1-1554 (517 amino acids)
Molecular function (GO): iron ion binding; heme binding; monooxygenase activity
Source: RefSeq, a predicted model, not a curated record